AUGCUUCCCUGCCCGGUGACUUCAACGCCGUUCUCGGUGAAGGAUAUAUUAAAGCUGGAGCAACAGCAGAACUAUGUUUUCAAUCAGCAAGCGACCUUGCCCGAACUAGAUGUCCCUCCGAUGCAGUCUCUCCAGUGUAUGCACAACGCGCUCAGCCGAAGUCUGGAUUUACUGUACAGCCCAGACAAGCCUAACUUUACCGCCGGUGAACAGCCGAGAUGCGGAAUGAACUCAGAUGAUGACAUGCUCCGAGGCUGUGGUUCCCCGACAGAGGAUGAGGCUGAUCUAAUUGAAGACUCAGGCGCAUGUGGUAACGACAUUUUGAAUGGCAAAGUCAGGAGGGAGGACGGCAGGCCAAAGCAGAGGCUGCGCCGGAAGCCGCGCGUGCUGUUCUCUCAGACGCAGGUGCUGGAGCUCGAGCGGCGCUUCAACCAGCAGCGCUACCUCUCCGCGCCAGAACGGGACCACCUGGCCACCCUGCUGAAGCUCACCUCUACCCAAGUAAAAAUCUGGUUCCAGAACAGACGGUACAAGUGCAAAAGACAGAGGCAAGACAAAACACUGGAGUUGGCCGGCCACCCGUUACCUCCUAGAAGGGUGGCGGUGCCAGUAUUAGUGCGAGACGGAAAGCCCUGUCUUGGCGCAACGCAUGCGACACCAUACAAUGUUACAAUGGGCUCAUAUACGUACAACACUUACUACAGUGGCUACGGCAACAAUCCGUACAGCUGCAACUACGCAGGUGUGUCGCCUUUGGUGAAUACUGCGCAAAGUCCUAUUACUGACCUUAGCCUGGGAAUGAGCCAUACAGAAGGGCCCAUGAGCCAGCAAGGACCCUUUCAAAGUUCCCUCCCGGGCAUCAGGGCAUGGUGA
Sardina pilchardus (European sardine) is the source of this 873-nucleotide messenger RNA. RefSeq names its product NK2 transcription factor related 7 (gene nkx2.7). The transcript has 2 exons. Gene Ontology annotation, molecular function: RNA polymerase II cis-regulatory region sequence-specific DNA binding; DNA-binding transcription factor activity, RNA polymerase II-specific. The record is from RefSeq and is a predicted model, not a curated record. Lineage: Eukaryota; Metazoa; Chordata; Actinopteri; Clupeiformes; Clupeidae. Gene Ontology annotation, cellular component: nucleus. The coding region runs from base 1 to 873 and encodes 290 amino acids. Gene Ontology annotation, biological process: regulation of transcription by RNA polymerase II; cell differentiation.